This is a messenger RNA of Chaetura pelagica (chimney swift), 1947 nucleotides long. It is a transcript of the gene KY, whose product is annotated as kyphoscoliosis peptidase. The transcript has 12 exons. The record is from RefSeq and is a predicted model, not a curated record. Bases 1 to 1947 code for a protein of 648 amino acids. NCBI's taxonomy places the organism in Eukaryota, Metazoa, Chordata, Aves, Apodiformes, Apodidae.
AUGUGCACAGCCUGCCAGGAGGGAAAGCAGCAGCAACAACUGGAGCAGCAGCGUUUUACAGGUUUGCAGGACGAUGGAAAUGGAAACAGCAAAUCCCGGCCACCUCAGGGGAGGGACCUACAUGGGCAGCAGGUCCCCAGGGAGCUCUGCACCCAGACACAAACCGUCACCUCCUACUCCAACGAAGGAACCCAAGUGACAGUGGAGGUUCACCCCAAGGACACCACCCCCCAGCUCUUCAAGAAACUCUCCUUUGGCAAAGGUCCCCGGGGGCUGCCCAGCCUGGGAGGUCAGGACAACAAAGGUUUCCAGAGGACCAAAGCCCCAAGGCCACCAGGAGGGGAAGACCUGCACGCCUAUCCGUGGGACAAAUCCUCUUUGAAGUCCCUGCCAGUAGAUCUGCAGCAAUUUGAGAAGCUGGAUGCCUAUGCAUUAAAAGUGAACUUCAAGAGCAGUGUAGAGGAGCUUGUUAGAGCCCUGCUGAAACCAGCCAGGACUGACCUGGAGAAGGUCCGAGCCAUCUGGAUGUGGAUCUGCCACCACAUAGAGUAUGACAUUGUGGGCUACCAUGACAAGAGCCAGCUGCCCAGCAAGCCCAUGGAGGUGCUGCUGGCAGGGAAGGGCAUCUGUGAGGGCUACGCGGGGCUCCUGGAGCAGAUGUGCAGCAUUGCAGGGAUCCAGUGCAUGAAGAUAUCAGGAUACUCCAAGGGCUAUGGGUACAAGAUGGGACAAACCUUCACAGGGGACUCUGACCAUGCCUGGAACGCCGUCUACCUCGAUGGAAGGUGGCAUUUGCUCGACAGCACCUGGGGAAGUGGUGCUGUUGAUGAUGAUUUCACCAAGUUCACCUUCAGGUACAACGAGUUUUACUUUCUGACUCACCCGGCUCUGUUCAUUAACAAUCACUUCCCAGAUAACAGCAACUGGCAGCUCCUGAAACCCACACUGACACUGAAGGAGUUUGAGAACAACAUGCUGCACAGCAGCAACUUUUACCUCUUGGGUCUUCUCACUGCCCAACCAGAGACAUCCACCAUCCACACAGUCAAUGGCAAGGCCUCGGUGUCCCUGGACUGCCGCUCCGCCACCCUCUUCAAGUUCAAGCUGAAGGGAGCAGAUGGGCAAGGCUUGAUGACUUUGAAAAAGCGCGGGAUGAAACUGGACAUCUACCCCCAGAAGACGGGGAGCAACAAGCUGCAGAUCUUUGCCAAGCCCUCCAAAGGCUCGGAUGACGUUUACCAGUGCGUGCUGGAAUACGCGGUGGAGUGCGGGUCCGUGGACACGGCCGCGCGCUUCCCCAGGGAGCUGCACCAGCCGGUCGGACCCAGCUGGUUCAGCGAGCGCCACGGGUUCCUGAGGCCCUCCCACCCCGAGCCCAUCAUCCACACCAACGACGGCAGGUGCUCUGUCUCCUUCACCCUGGGCAAGGACAUCAGUGUCCUGGCCUCCCUGCACGGCGACGACAGCCGCCUGAGCGAGGAGCUGGGCAGGAGGCACAUCGUGCAGACCCAUCGUGGCAACCAGAUCGAGCUGAAGAUCCAUCUCCCCCACGCGGGGAACUUUGUGCUCAAAAUCUACGCCAGGAAGAAGUCGGAUCCGGGCAACUACGACUACAUCUUCAACUACCUCCUCACUUGCCUGAACACUGAAGUGAAGUGGCCUCCUUUCCCUCAGAGUUACAGCAAGUGGCUGGGGGAGUACGAGGUCCUGGAGCCGCUCUCGGGCUUGCUGCCGGCCAACCGCAACGUGCACUUCAAACUCAGAAUGCAGGGGGUGGCCAAGGUGCUAGUUCAGGCUGAGAACACUUACCCUCUCACCCAGAGCAGAGGGUACUGGGAGGGAACCUGCAACACAUCGGGGUGCAGGGAGGUGUUUGUGAUGGUGCACGAGAACGCCAACCACAGCUUUUACUCACACGUCCUGAAAUACGAAGUGGAAACCCAGUAA